AUGAAGCUUGUGGUCCCAGAGCCUCGUGAAAAUGAGCAGAGCUGUAAUAACAUUGAUGGGGUUGGACAAUCAGGACAUCCAGCUUUCAUCCCCAAGUGUAUUACCGAUAAAAAAUACCCACUGGCGGUCAUUCUUGUGGUCACUAUUCUGCUCAUUGUCAUCAUCACCUUGGCUGUCCGAAAACCGCAGCCUUGUUCACCGUGCCCUCCUGCUGCUGAUGCUGCCUGCCCAGACCGCUGGAUCGGGUACCACGGAAAAUGCUACUAUAAAUCCGAACAUGAAGGGGAUUGGAAUGCCAGUGGAACGACCUGUUCCAAAUUCGGUGCUACCCUGGCAUUGAUUGAUUCGCACUGGGACCUGAGUUUUUUAGUGAACUUGACUCGCCCUGAUCAUCACUGGAUUGGCCUCUCGAGACAAACCGGCCAGGUCUGGACAUGGCAGAAUGGCACAGAGUUUGAAAACCAGUUCCUUGUGCGAGGAGACAACAGGUGUGCGUACCUGGAUGACACUGGGGUCAGUAGCACCAGGUGCUCCCAAGAGAAAAACUUCCUCUGCAGCCAGCCAGAUGCCUGUUCCCGGAAGAAAAAACCAAACCUUGCUGGAAGGGACACGUGACCUACUUGGCAUGGAAGAUGACCAAAGUCACCUUGUGAAUGAUGACAGGAGUCUGUGGAGGAGCAUUCACUCUUCAGGGGUAGUACAGUGUCUGAGGCCAUGAUUAACACUGCUCUCGCCCUUUUCAUCUGAUCGUGACAGCUGUGAGAACAGAGUUGAAGGAUUAUAACAUUUACCAAAGAGAGAGAUGAAUCAGGAAGUCCCCGGAUUUGCACCUUCCCUCUGCAGCGAACCUACUACAUGGCCUUAGCAAUCUCGUGUCUUGCGGCCCCUAUUUCUUCCUAUGGACACACACACUCAUCAACAUACAGGAAUAACAAUCCUGAGGCCUGCAAGCUAAUGCACAUGAAGCCUUCUGAAAGUACCAGUGCCUCCACACAUAUUGAGAGCCUCUGAAAAGGGGGAGGAAAAAGAGGUUGCAAGGUUGCAGCCCAGAGACCCAGCCCCCAGCACAGCAUCAGGAGAUGAGACUGCUACUCUCCCAUGCUUCUCCCCUUGGUCUUGUGAUCGCCCCCCUUUCACAAGUUGGGUGGCACCUCCUUGGACACCUCCAUGUCACAGUAGGAAGGACAGCAGAUAUCCCUACAAGGUUGGUGGAAGCCGUGGUUGCUUCAUAUCUUGACGCUUCGUCGUAUUUAAGGGGCCAAUGGAGAUCUUUUUGAGUUAGUAUCUUUAGGUCUUCCAAGAAGUAGGGAGAAGUAGGAGCACUGGCCAGGAGCAUCCAUGGUUAUUUAUGUACAUGUCCUCCAGUUACUGUGUAGAAUGGGAGUGAUUAUGGUGCUUCCCGUUUUCUCUAGCACUGGAAGAGAAUAGGUAUGGAAGGAAAUGCUUAAAAGAAACAAAGAGGUGGAGAGUAGGGCAAGGGAGAGAGUGGGGUUAAAUUCUUUUCACUGUGUUCUGCUUGUUGAACCCCUACCACAUGUGUUACAUGUAUACGGAAAGAUACACCAAAACCCCCAUAUCAUCUAGAAUUAGAGGUGAGGGAACAGAAAAAUAGAAGAUACCCUCCACCUACUGGGAACGAAGAGAGUUCGAACACCCCAAGGUCCCUGACACUCCUGAUAUUUAAGCAAACUUUGGGUGGCAGUAAUGCAUUCUCAUUCCAUAUUAUGGCCAAUGAAUCCAUUCCCCUUUAGUUCAACUAUGACAUUCCUGUAUUUUUACAUUAGUGUACUGUGCCUAUUUAAUGUUGUUAUUGAAUUUAUAUUUGAGGGUAGUGACUUAUAUAUAGAUUAUGUUUUUGUCUAUGGUUGCUAAAGUGGGUGCUUGAAUAUAAACUU
Molecule: messenger RNA, 1895 nt
Organism: Sphaerodactylus townsendi
Lineage: Eukaryota; Metazoa; Chordata; Lepidosauria; Squamata; Sphaerodactylidae
Product: C-type lectin domain family 2 member D-like
Exons: 8
Coding region: 1-615 (204 amino acids)
Source: RefSeq, a predicted model, not a curated record